ACAAAUUACAAUCCAUCCAGAACCCGAAUCUGAGUUGAGCCCACAACGUUACAAUCAUUUACUAGUCAUACCUAGCUACACUUGUUCUAUCAAUACUUUGCGGAUAUAGCAUCACCAUUCUCGUGAACUUAACUACACUAAGGCACAUACAUUCCACCUUCGUGUUAUUUUUACCAGAUUCACCAGUUCCCAACUUUCUUCAAUUAGUGCGCCAGCUAUACUCUUAGUCGAGGAAAGUAACUACUCCACAUAGAAUCUACAGUUUUAACGCUUUCAACUAAAUAUAGCUCCUUAGCUACAUUUGGCAUAUUUAGCAUCCUCAACCCACACCCAAUGCUCGCAGAGAUAGAUUCGCCCGACACUGAGCCAUCCGAAGUUUUUACAGACACAGACUCUACCAUGAACAUUGAAUCCUUAGAAUCGCUCAUUAACCCGGUGCGGUCGCUCGGGUACCUCCUCCUCCUCACGGUUACCAUCGGGGGCCUUCAGCUCGCGUGGUGCACGGAGUUCUCUUCUGGAACGCCAUUCCUCUUGUCGUUAGGCGUCAGUAAACACACGCUCGCGCUCAUCUGGAUCGCGGGCCCGUUGUCUGGCACGCUCGGCCAGCCGAUGGCGGGCAUUUUAAGCGACAACUGCACAUACCAUGGAGGUCGCCGAAAGCCGUUCAUAUGGGCUGGCUGCAUAGCCACAACGUUUUCGUUGUGGUACUUGAGCCACUCGACCGAAAUUGUCGGCUGGUUUUUGCGCUCCACCGAUGAAUCGUACAUCAAGUCCAAAACCAUUCCUUUCGCUGCUUUUGGCAUCUACUUGCUCGACUUCUCCAUCAGUUGCAUCCAGGCCGCCGUGCGUGCGUUUAUCGUUGACAAUGUUCCCACCUCGCAACAGCAGAUUGCCAACGCCUGGGCUGCACGUAUGAUUGGCGCCUUCAACAUCUUUGGCUAUUUCCUCGGCUCGAUCAAACUCACUGAGGUGUUGCCGUCUUUCCUUGGAAAUAACCAGUUCAAGGUGCUCUCGUCGUGUGCGGCGCUCACGCUAAUUGUCACCACAGUGGCUUCGACGUCUUACAUCCAGGAGCGCAACCCGCGCACCGACGCUUUGAUCAAGCAAGAGCACCGCAAGCAGCGAAAGGUGAUGCAAACCAUGGGCUUGAAUCCAGAUAAGUUGACAUUUACAUCCACAGUCGAGUUGUUCUUCAAGCAGACCCUAUCGUCUAUCAUGCGCUUGCCCCCGCAGGUGGCUAUGAUCAACUGGGUCGAGUUUUGCGCCUGGGUCGGCUACUUCCCGAUGCUCUUCUAUACUACCACGUAUGUCGGUGAUUUGUACACCCACGAGGUGUUGGCAGGCCGGCCCCUCAGUGAUUUACUUCCAGACGAGCGAACCGCGCUCGCGGAAGGCGCCACCAGACGUGGGUCGGUUGCUUUGCUCUGGCAGGCGAUUAUCACUCUCGCCAUUGAUUUGCUUUUGCCGGUAUUGAUUAAACCCCAUGGGGGGCGCAAAGAACCGGUCGCGGACGGUAUUUUGGCGCGUACGCAGGAGUAUUUGGACCGUGUGUCAGUACGCAACAUCUGGCUCGCUUCCCAUGUCGUUUUUGUUCUCUGCAUGGUGUCCACGUUCUUGAUUGACAGCAGUACCAAGGCCAUCGUGAUGGUGGGCUUUUUAGGCAUCCCGUGGGGAACCGCCUUGUGGGCACCGUUUGUCUUGAUUAGCGAGGAGAUAGGUCGCAUCAAGGAGAUCAAGGCGCGCGCGGCACUCAGUCCCGAACUGCACGCAAACGUUCGAAUGGACGAUUUCGGCGAGACGCCGUUGUUGCACACCAUUUCUGACUCGCUGCAACUUCCGUCCCUGGGGUAUAAGGUGCUUGCAGAGCGGUACUCUCAUUACGUAUGCGAACCCGGUAUUGUCUUGGGGGUCCACAAUAUGUUUGUGGCACUUCCGCAAAUGAUCAGCUCCUUGGUGAGCAGUCUCUUGUUCAAAAUGUUGAGCAGUGGGAGUGCGACCGAGAGCAGCGAUUCCGUCGGCUGGGUGUUCCGGUUUGGCGGUGUUGUUACCAUCGGUGCGAUUAUGUUUAACUUGAAAGUUAGGGGCUGGGAUGAGUUGCAGGAAGAUGAUGAGAGAUAUGUAAAGGAACAUGGUGAUAUCCAGUUGGGCUAGCACAUGCCAGACAUUCAUCUAACCGUGAUAUAUAUAUAUAUAUGUGUGUGUGUGUUGUAAAGAUUUGUUUGCGAGGGGGACUUGGGGUAAGCGGUAUUUGCACAGAGCGGUAAACAGCGUUUAAAGGAGUUUAAUAUGAGGGGGAAUAGUUGAGAUGAAUCCAGGCUGGGGGUGUAGGUAUUGAAAGCUGUACUGUUUUGUUUGAAUUCGCUUUGGGGUGUAUAUGACUACUGAAGAUUAAGAGAGAGAAACAUUACUAGAUAAUGAUAGAUAAAGC
This is a messenger RNA of Babjeviella inositovora NRRL Y-12698, 2428 nucleotides long. RefSeq lists its product as uncharacterized. Gene Ontology annotation, cellular component: membrane. The transcript has a single exon. Gene Ontology annotation, molecular function: sucrose:proton symporter activity. NCBI's taxonomy places the organism in Eukaryota, Fungi, Ascomycota, Pichiomycetes, Serinales. The record is from RefSeq and is a predicted model, not a curated record. Bases 334 to 2151 code for a protein of 605 amino acids.